UGGCUUCUAUGACCGACCGGGGAAAGAGCUUUUUUCGAGUAAAAAAAUUCGUUCCUCUCGAUUCCAUCAUCUCCAUUCAUACUCAAUCCUCUAAAACACCACCUCCUCCCAUCUACUCUCCGACUUGCGCCUUCAUCCUUUUUCUUUUCCUGUACUCUAUACCCAUAUACCCAUAAUCAAAAUGCUGGCUUCGCGCUUGUCGAGGGCUCUUCCCCGAGCUUCCCCUCUCGCCGCUCGCUCGGCUGCUUUCACCCGAUCUCCUCUGGCUGCCAAGUUCGCUCGCUAUGAGUCCACUGAGUCUGAGGGCAAGGUCCAGGGUGCCGUGAUCGGUAUCGAUCUUGGUACCACCAACUCUGCCGUCGCCAUCAUGGAGGGCAAGGUCCCCCGCAUCAUUGAAAACUCGGAAGGUGCCCGAACCACUCCUUCAGUUGUUGCUUUCGCCGAGGAUGGCGAGCGACUUGUCGGUGUCGCUGCCAAGCGUCAGGCCGUCGUCAACCCAGAGAACACCCUCUUCGCUACCAAGCGAUUAAUAGGACGCAAGUUCAAGGAUGCUGAGGUUCAGCGUGAUAUCAAGGAGGUCCCUUACAAGAUCGUUCAGCACACCAACGGCGACGCCUGGGUCGCUGCUCGUGGCCAGAACUACUCUCCCUCUCAGAUUGGUGGUUUCGUCCUCAACAAGAUGAAGGAGACCGCCGAGGCCUACCUCUCCAAGCCCAUCAAGAACGCCGUCGUCACCGUCCCCGCUUACUUCAACGACUCUCAGCGACAGAGCACCAAGGAUGCCGGUCAAAUUGCCGGUCUUAACGUUCUCCGUGUCGUCAAUGAGCCUACUGCCGCCGCCCUUGCCUACGGUCUUGAGAAGGAGGCUGACCGCGUUGUCGCUGUUUACGAUCUUGGCGGUGGUACCUUCGAUAUCUCUAUCCUCGAGAUCCAGAACGGUGUCUUCGAGGUCAAGUCCACCAACGGUGACACCCACCUUGGUGGUGAGGAUUUCGAUAUCCACCUCGUCCGCCACCUUGUCCAGGACUUCAAGAAGACCUCUGGCAUUGACCUGUCUGGGGACCGCAUGGCUAUCCAGCGUAUCCGUGAGGCCGCUGAGAAGGCCAAGAUCGAGCUUUCUUCUUCCCUCUCUACCGAUAUCAACCUUCCUUUCAUCACUGCCGACUCCUCUGGUCCCAAGCACAUCAACAUGAAGCUCAGCCGAGCUCAGCUUGAGAAGAUGGUUGACCCUCUCAUCACCCGCACCAUCGAGCCCGUCCGCAAGGCCCUCAAGGAUGCUGGCCUCUCCGCUAAGGAGAUCCAGGAGGUCAUCCUCGUUGGUGGUAUGACCCGUAUGCCCAAGGUUGCUGAGUCCGUCAAGAGCAUUUUCGGCCGCGACCCCGCCAAGUCCGUCAACCCCGAUGAGGCUGUUGCCAUUGGUGCUGCUAUUCAGGGUGCUGUCCUUUCUGGUGAGGUCAAGGAUCUUCUCCUCCUCGAUGUUACCCCUCUGUCCCUCGGUAUUGAGACCCUCGGUGGUGUCUUCACCCGUCUGAUCAACCGAAACACCACUAUCCCCACCAAGAAGUCCCAGGUCUUCUCCACCGCAGCCGACUUCCAGACUGCCGUCGAGAUCAAGGUCUACCAGGGUGAGCGUGAGCUCGUCAAGGAUAACAAGCUUCUCGGAAACUUCCAGCUUGUUGGUAUCCCCCCUGCUCACCGUGGUGUCCCUCAGGUCGAGGUUACCUUCGACAUUGAUGCUGACUCCAUCGUCCACGUUCACGCCAAGGACAAGUCCACCAACAAGGAUCAGUCCAUCACCAUUGCUUCCGGUUCCGGUCUCUCUGAGAGCGAGAUUGAGCAGAUGGUUGAGGACUCCGAGAAGUACGCUGAGGCCGACAAGGAGCGCAAGGGUGCUAUCGAGGCUGCCAACCGUGCUGACAGCGUCCUGAACGAUACCGAGCGUGCUCUUAACGAGUAUGCUGACAAGCUCGACAAGACUGAGGCCGACUCCAUCAAGGAGAAGAUCACCACUCUCCGUGAGUUCGUCGCCAAAAACCUCUCUGGUGAAGGCACCGCCACCGCCGCUGAGAUCAAGGAGAAGACCGAUGAGCUCCAGGUUGCCAGCUUGAACCUCUUCGACAAGAUGCACAAGGCCCGCAACGAGAGCAGCGGCGAGCAGUCUUCCUCUUCUGAGCAGUCUCAGGAGGGUGAGAAGAAGGAUGAGAACAAGCCUUAAGAGUCUUGAUUCUGUGUUAUAAAAACUUGUUACAAUAUCUGAGGAUGAGAGAUCUGUGCGGCUCAGAUCUCUCACCUGUCCUGUAUUUCACUGUAUUCAUAUCCCGCCUAGCCGCUUUUACACUUUUUACCCAUAUCAUGUUUCAGGGUUGGCGGAUCUGGCGUUGGAGCUUUAAAACCUCUAUUGAGAGAGAUCUUUGGUUGUUUUUUUGAGAUGAUGUCACGGAAUGGGGGAUCAUGUUGUAUAUCUGUAUCAUGACUUGCCUAUAGGUAGACUAAUCACACAUCCCCCCUCAAAACAUGUUUACCUUCAUGGUACUCAAUAUGACUUGAUGUUUUAUGUACGCAUGUUCCUUUGCUCAUGAUUAUGAUUGUGUUAAAUAUGUUGAUAUUCAAUGAAAGAUUGAUGAUCGUGAUAUAUCAUGACAUCCAUCCCCAAGCAGUAUUAAGUCUGUUUACACCGUGCCAGUGAAUCGUUUUCGCCUUCUUCUGUCCCUCUUUACCCCCCACACUCUCUAGUAGACUCCCUCCGUUUAACUCCAUCAUCGAACGCGCAGGCUUUAACCUUGAUGCAUGUGGUGCUGGCAACUGGAAAGUAUCGUAUAAAGACCCACGCUCAUUAGGAUUCUGGAGCGGUACUCGUUCACCUCGGAAAGCAGUAUCCGCAAACAGAAGCUGUCGAGAUUCGAUCUCGACCUCAGAGACUGGUCUCACCUUUUGUUCGUUUGUUUUCUUUUUGCUUCUUCUGCUGCUUCUGCUGCUUCCGCCUGAUGACGAUGGUGUUGGUGAGGGCGGGGGAUAUGUGGUGUUGAGAAACCAGCCGCGGCGUUGGGAAAGGCGACGCUCAAGGAGUUGCCGGAGGAUUGAUACGAAGAGAGAUACGACGGCGAGAACGAUUAUUAUGGCGAUGAUUGUCGCUGGAUAAGGAUGUAUCGAGGUGUGCUUGGGAUGCCAGCCUCGCGAUGGUGUUUCCAACGCUGGGUCUUGGUCCAUCAUGCGCAGGUUUUAAUAGUUAAUGAGAGUGAGUACAAAAAAAAAAAAAAAAAAAGAACAAAGACAACAGAAUGUGAGCCUGAGUGAAAAAUGAAUGUGAGGCUAACAAAAAUCAGAGAGCUUGGACCGCUUGGUGUAGAGGCCCAACAAGCAUCUUGCGAUCACGAUUGAAGGUGAAGCGCAGUUGAAGUUGAAAACGGGAAGAUGAAAGUAUCACUACGAGUACCACGAGAUUAUCAACAGUAAAUAAACAAGGUUCCAUCAGUCACGAAGCAAGCUACGGCGAGGAAGCAAGGUCCUGUCUUGUACAGGAAUGGAGUAGAAUGAGACCAAGCAACCAGUCGACAACAAGGAACAGGGAUGGAUAUAUAAGACAUUUCACAACGAAUUCGGCCAUUAAUAAAAGUGGAUAAGACAUCUGGAAAACGUGCUAAGGAAUCGACG
Fusarium odoratissimum NRRL 54006 is the source of this 3651-nucleotide messenger RNA. RefSeq names its product hsp70-like protein. Gene Ontology annotation, molecular function: ATP binding; misfolded protein binding; ATP hydrolysis activity. The transcript has 3 exons. Gene Ontology annotation, biological process: cellular response to unfolded protein; protein refolding. NCBI's taxonomy places the organism in Eukaryota, Fungi, Ascomycota, Sordariomycetes, Hypocreales, Nectriaceae. Bases 182 to 2215 code for a protein of 677 amino acids. The record is from RefSeq and is a predicted model, not a curated record. Gene Ontology annotation, cellular component: cytoplasm; mitochondrion.